AUGGGGUUAAUGGAUCGGGAAUUACAAAAAUCUCUUCUGAUGUCGGAGACUCUGACACUUGAGGCAAUAGAGAAGAAAUUGCUGGGCAGUGAGGUAGCUAAUAGACAAACUAAGGCAAUGGCUAGCGAGUCUAGGAAAGACGAGGUACAUUCAGUCAAAAGUAGAUUAGGAAAAAAGGUAGGAGAAUAUAGCCGAGACUAUGAUCGUAACAAGACAUAUAGAGGCAGAGGUGCUAACAGGUACGACAGACGAGUUAAUUUUCGAGGUAGGUCUCCUGCGGAAGUUAGAAAUCGUGGUGCAUAUGCUAAUGCAAUUUGUAAUUAUUGCAAAAAACGAGGUCAUCUGAGAAGAGACUGUUUCAGUUUAAAGAAUAGGAACUCGGUGCACCAUGUAGAGAAGGGUGACAAAGACACCAGCUAUGAUUUCAAGAGACAAGGUGGACAGGACAGCUCGGGCGAUGAAACAGAUGGAAUGGAAUGCUUGAUGAUUUCUGCUAUUAAGAAGUUAAAUGAACCGUGCAUGAUCAAAACAAGGGUGCAAAACUGUUUUUUGAAAAUGGAAAUAGAUUCUGGCUCUGCGGUUUCUGUUAUAAGUGAAACUGAUUGUAGGAAAUUUUUCAAAGAUAUUUUGAUGCGUAGCUCUAGUAGACAGCUAAUUGUUGUUGAUGGUGCUCGGUUAAGGAUUCUUGGAGAAAUUUCUGUGCAAGUAGAGCUUAACAGUAUAGUGGCACAACAAAAACUUGUUGUUUUAAAAUGCAACAACAAUUUUGUUCCCUUGAUUGGAAGGUCAUGGCUGGACUGUUUCUUCCCUGGGUGGCGUUCUAAUUUUACUAAUGCUGCAGUGGUGAAUAGCUUGAAUGAAAAGAAAGGCUAUGAGGGGGAACUGAUACUAAAAAAAGAACAACCUAUUUUCAAGAAGGCGUAUACGGUACCCUACAAAUUGAAGGACAAACUGGCGCAACAUUUGCAGAUGCUGGAGCAACAGAAGGUAAUCACACCUAUAAAGGCUAGUGAAUGGGCAUCGCCUGUGAUAGUGGUUGUAAAAAAAGAUCAAGAUAUAAGAAUGGUUAUAGACUGUAAGGUCUCAAUCAAUAAAUCUAUAGUACCUAAUACAUAUCCACUACCACUAGCACAGGACAUUUUUGCUUCUCUGGCAGGCUGUAGGGUGUUCUGUUGCCUAGAUUUGGCAGGGGCGUAUACCUACUCUAAAUGGGUGGAAGUAGAGGUCAUGCUUUAUGGAACGGACGCUAAACGAGUGAUCAAUUCGCUAAUGACUUUGUUUAGAUCCGAGGACGAUGAAGAGCCAUUUAUGGGGUUCCAAGAUUCAGCCAUUAUUGACCCGAAUCCAACUGAAUUGAAACGACAGAAACAGAGUGAUAGCCUGAUCAUGACCAAGAGUCGAGCUCGAAAAAUGAACAACAAUGAUCGCGAUCUGAACUUUUAG
Messenger RNA from Armigeres subalbatus, 1443 nucleotides. RefSeq lists its product as uncharacterized. The coding region runs from base 1 to 1443 and encodes 480 amino acids. Gene Ontology annotation, molecular function: zinc ion binding; nucleic acid binding. The record is from RefSeq and is a predicted model, not a curated record. The transcript has 4 exons. Lineage: Eukaryota; Metazoa; Arthropoda; Insecta; Diptera; Culicidae.